AUGUCUAGAUAUAAAAACGGAAAAGCUACGGAAAUCAUUUACAUGACUAGCGAGAAGUAUCACAAUUUGAAUAAAAAUAUAAGUUACACAACAGAUUAUCACUCCACGAGUACUUUAUUUUAUGAUUUAGAUAAUUUAGCUGUCCAUUCAUACGUUGACCUCUCCAGGGUUAGUAAGAAAAAAUAUUCAAGCAACACAAAGAUAAAUUCUUCAUUUAUCCAUUCUAUCCAUGGAUUAAAAGGAAAUUCUUAUACUUUCGUGCAAGAAUGUGAGACACAAAUAUUACCAGUAUUAUUACCUCGGGACAGCCUAGAGGUUCAAACAAAAAAAGUCGAGAAAUGUUUUCCGAAUGAUCCAGAAAUAUCAUCUGAAAUUUAUUUAAAAGAUGAUGAUUUCACAAACAUCGCCCCCUUUAAUGACAGUGAUAAAAAUAUACAACGAAAACAAAAGUAUUGGUCUUAUGCGAAGUAUCGAACUGAAUAUACUAACCCCACGCGUCAGGAUAAAAAGUCAAAGAAAAAGGAUCAUACGAGACAAAUUGAAGAUCCUUGUCCUUGUCAACUAUUUUCAUACACAUGUCCUUGUGCAGAUGAUAAAUGUUUAGCUGGAUUAAAAAACAGCAAGUCAUUGAGUGAUCAAGUUACAAGCACUACUAAUAUUGUUAAAGAAGAAAGGAAAGAUGAUCGAAAAGAAACUAAGCUUUUCAAGAAAAACCACAAAGGAAAAUCAAUAGUUCCUAAAGAUGAUAAGCCAACAAGUAUUACUUGCAUUAUUGAUAACCUUGAAUCUGUUGAAAAAUCUGAUCCCACAUUACUUUACACUGAAAAAUAUGAUGUUAUUAGUCACACCGAAACCAUGAACAAUAAAGGUAAAUCUAAACGCAAAAAGAGACAGGUUAUGUUGUGUCCUAAUUGUAAAGAGAAGGUAGAGUUUUCUAGCAUGGAUCCAUCAGAAGAAGAAGGCAGCAUAAUUUAUGAGGAUUUAAGUUAUCAACCGAAUGAUUCUUCUCCUGGCAAAUCAGUUUAUACGUAUAAAACUGCAGUCAAAAAACAAAUGGCAGAUAAGAGUAAUGAUAGAGGCUCAUGCCACCAUAACCCUACUUGUGAUUUAGUGCCUCUUUGUCAAUUGUUGCCGACGGAUAACGUGUUUUUAAGCCCUAAAAUCACUAAAAAGCAAGAAACAUCUAAAACUUCUCCACGAGUUAUUAGAAUAACGAAGGCUUGCAGGCACCAUCCUCCUUGUACAGUAGCGCCAUCUUGCCAGAGAGCAAAUAUACUAAAAAAUAAUUGCGAGUAUAUACCACCUUGUUUACAUCGUCCACGCUGUGUUAAUUUGCCUUUAUGUGUUCCAUUUUCCAAGAAUAUUCCUUACGACGAGUUGAAACAUGUAGAAGAGAUGGAAAACGGUCAGUGUCCCCAUGUGCCACGAUGUACUUAUAUUCCUGAAUGUCGUAACAUCUACAGUGGUAAUUUGAGCAACCAAGUAAAUAUGGCGCAGCUUCCAAACGGUUAUGGAAUGUUUGCACCGCCAGCACCGUAUAAUGUUUUAUCACCAUGCUUGCGACAAUCGUUUUCACCAUGUCAGAUCCAUCCACCUGGGUAUAUACCUGAUUAUGGACUUUCUAGAUCAGAUAAAUCAUGUCAAUAUGAUACUUUAGGCAUGUCAUAUAAUCCAUCUGUUCCUAGGAUUGUUAGUAGCGAGGCCGUCGUUUUUAUAAGAGAUGUGGGAUGCCAGUUCAGGAAUAGAUAUAAUUCUCCUAUUGAUUCUAUUCGAAUAACGAAAUCUAGCACAUCAUUUGACCAUGAUAAUGUAAACCUUGGUGUGAUCUACACAAACGUUCACACAUUAAGGUAUGAAGAUAAAUUUACGAACCCAAAAGGCAAAAUGGAAGUAUCUGUUUCAUCUUUAUCGCUCACUUCAAAUAACACAAGUCAUCUAAUGGACAGAUAUGAUGAAAGUCGCAAUAGAACUUCAGGUUUUGAUCCAAAGCCAACAAAAUCACCUUUCGUAGCAUAUGCAACUAACAUUGGUUCCUACAAACAUUAUAUUAAAGAGAAAAAUAAUACGCAUCCUUUCCCUACGAAGUCUCGGUUGAGCAUAACUAGAAAUAAAUAUAGAAAGUUUUUUAACAUAAAGCGCAAGAAAAAGAAACGUGGUGAUAGUCAAUUGGUUUACAGAAAGCCUAUUUCAGUGGGUAAAUAG
This is a messenger RNA of Amyelois transitella, 2202 nucleotides long. RefSeq lists its product as uncharacterized. The transcript has a single exon. Bases 1 to 2202 code for a protein of 733 amino acids. NCBI's taxonomy places the organism in Eukaryota, Metazoa, Arthropoda, Insecta, Lepidoptera, Pyralidae. The record is from RefSeq and is a predicted model, not a curated record.